AUGCCAAAAAAAUAUAAAAAACUAUUUAAUCAGGAUUAUAAAAAGAUCUUUAUGUAUUGUGCGAGAACUGCAUCUCAUUUUCGAGAUGAUAUGUUCCCGCCAUGUGAUACAUCACUUUGGAAGCAUAAAUCUAUUCCUGAAUAUCAUGAACCUCUUGAAUGGAAAAGGUGUAAGGAUAUAACUUCAGAUCCUCAUUUGUUUAUAUUUAAAAAUAAACAAUUAAAUACUGAUGUUGUUAAAGGAGUUAUUGGAGACUGUUGGUUUGUGGCAGCUUUAGGUGUUUUGGCAGCUCAUCCAAAACUUUUAAAUAAAGUGGUUCCUAAAUGGACGGCACAAGAUUGGUGUCAUAGUACUGAACCUGGUAAACAAUUGGGUGUUUAUAAUUUCAGAGAUACUGAACGACAUCCUGGAAUAUUCCGUUUUAGAUUUUAUCGAUUUGGAGAAUGGAUAGAAGUGGUAGUUGAUGAUUAUCUUCCAACAAAGAAUCGUCGCCUUAUAUAUGCUCACUCAAAGAAUCCUAAGGAAAUGUGGUGUUCGUUGCUAGAAAAAGCUUAUGCGAAACUUUGCAAAUGUUAUGAAGCUCUGGAAGGUGGGUCAUCUUCCGAUGCGCUUGUUGAUCUAACAGGUGCCGUUCCAGAAACUAUUCAACUACAUUCGGAAGAGGGUGAGGAUAAUAUCCUGCAAAAAAUGGGUGAAAAAAAUUUUGUUGCUAUGAUACAAGUUGCCAUUAGGGAAAAAGCACUAGUGAGCUGUUCCAUUGAUGUACUCGAGGAUGAGAUUCAACAAGAAAGGUUACCUAACGGUUUAGUUGUUGGGCAUGCAUAUGGAAUUACAAAUAUACAAGUACUCAAAGUCGGUGCCAUGUUCAAUAAAAAUGAAAUCAUUCUAAUACGUCUGCAUAACCCAUGGGGUGAAGUAGAAUGGAAUGGUCUUUGGUCUGAUAAAUCACCAGAAUGGCAAAACAUUUCCAAAUCUAAACGUAAACAAUUGGGAUUUACCAUUGCGGAUGAUGGUGAUUUUUGGAUGUCUUUUCAAGAUUUUAUAUCAAAUUUUUCUACUCUCACAAUUUGCCGUUGUAUUAACACAUCAUUAUUAACGUUUGAUAGGCGUUGGCAUGGUGCGAUGUUUCGUGGAGAAUGGUUAAUAGAGAAUGAAACAGCUGGUGGAUGUAUUAACAACGCAGAAACAUUUUACCAAAAUCCACAAUAUUCUAUCAAAAUUCAUAAAUCUACAAUCCUAAUAGUAUCGUUAAUGCAACAAGAUAAUCAUGCAGAAAUUGGUGCAGAAAAAAUCACUAUAGGAUUUAUUAUUCUUAAAGUUGAAUUAAAUCGUAAAUAUCGAAUUCACAAACCGACCUACGAAAUUGCCGGUCGAGUUACUUAUAUAAAUUCUCGUGAAGUUACCCAAAGAUUUUCUUUGAAGCCUGGUCAUUACAUCUUAAUUCCUUCUGCUUAUAAUGUUGAUGAUGAAGGUUCAUAUUUCAUGCGUUUGUUUUCUUCAAAUCCUAUAAAUGCCAGAUUACUUAGAAAAGAUUCUCCAAAACGUAAAUGGUAUUAUCCGUUAAUUUAUUACGGAAAGCCUUAUUUUGUUGGGACUAUAAGAGCUCAAAUAUUAGGAGGUCAAUUCUCACGGCGCAUUGAUAAAGUAUAUAUUAAAAUAACAUUUACAGAUUUUAAAAAGACUGUAGUUUCACAAAUAACUCCAAAAUUCGAUACUGUAAAACCAGAAAUUGGUGCAGAAUAUCUAUUUUAUGCAAGAGAUCCUUCAAACGCGAGACUUUUAUUUCAAUUAUAUCAACAUCAAACGUUUGGUAAAGAUAUAUUGAUAGGUGAAACGAGAAUAUUAGUUAAUGAUUAUUCAAAAGAAGGGAAAGAUGGAAAAUUUUGGGAAAUUACAAAGACUUUAACACGUGUUAUUCAAGUUCCAAAACAUAUGGGGAUGAUCAGAACAGAAGAAGUAGAAGCUUCCGAUAACCCUGCUCAUGUAUAUAGUCGUAAUGAGCGUCUCGCGUCUGGAUCACACACAUCUUUAAGUAUGCCUGGAGGAUAUGGUCGUGGAAUAGAAUACGGCGUUGGUGGAAUCGGGGUAAUGGACUCAAGUACAUAUGAUAUGCCUAACAAGAAGGUUUUUGUGGAACAAAUGAGAAGGAGAAAGAAGAUAAAAAAGGUUGGCCAAACUACGUUUGUUCCACAAAUUGUUGAUGCUGGAAUUGGUGAUUUGCAAAUAAGGCUGUUAUAUUCUUGCGGGAUUAAUUCUUGA
This is a messenger RNA of Cetraspora pellucida, 2259 nucleotides long. NCBI's taxonomy places the organism in Eukaryota, Fungi, Glomeromycota, Glomeromycetes, Diversisporales, Gigasporaceae. The record is from the annotation of a GenBank genome assembly.